AUGAGCAAUGAACUAGCCCAUGACUUCUCUCCUCUCAUCAAAAUAUACAAAGAUGGACGAAUUGAGCGGCUCACAGGCACAACAACCCUUCCUCCAUCCUUAGAUCCCCAAACCCGCGUCGAAUCUAAAGACGUUGUGAUCUCAAAAGAACCAGCAUUAUCUGCCAGGCUUUACCUCCCCACAAAAUCCACCACCAACUCCCCCAACAACAAGCUCCCUCUUCUUGUCUACAUCCACGGAGGCGGCUUCGUGGUCGAACACGCCUCUUCUUCCAUUUACCACAACUACCUUAACGCCUUAGUCGCGGAGACCAACAUCGUUGCUGUCUCUGUUGAGUAUAGGCUAGCCCCAGAGUACUCUCUGCCUGCCGCUUACGAUGAUGCAUGGGGUUCUCUCAAAUGGGUUGCUUCCCAUUCUGAUGGAAAGGGCUCUGAAGAUUGGCUAAAUCGCCAUGCAGAUUUCCAACGUGUGUUUAUUGCUGGGGACAGCGCCGGGGCUAACAUAGCACACAACGUGGGCUUGAGAGUAGGCUCUGAGGGGUUGGGUGGUGUUAAGCCAAAAGGGAUUGUGUUGGUGCAUCCAUAUUUUGGGGGCAGUGAAGCCAUUGGGGCAGAGCAAGCUCUGCCCCCAGUGGUAAGAGAGUACAUGGUUGGUUUGUGGCGUUUGGCUUACCCUUCGACUAGUGGAUCCGAUGACCCGCUUUUCAACCCGGGUAAGGAUCCGAAACUCGGGGGAUUGGGGUGUGAGAAAGUGCUGGUUUGUGUUGCUGAGAAAGAUGCUUUGAAAGAUAGGGGAUGGAAUUAUAGUGAGGUACUGAAGAAAAGUGGAUGGAAAGGGGCUGUGGAUGUGAUUGAAUCAAAGGGGGAGAACCAUGUGUUCCAUCUGUUCAAUCCCACUUGUGACAAUGCUGUGGCCUUAACUGUGUUAUGA
Messenger RNA from Prunus armeniaca (apricot), 930 nucleotides. NCBI's taxonomy places the organism in Eukaryota, Viridiplantae, Streptophyta, Magnoliopsida, Rosales, Rosaceae. The record is from the annotation of a GenBank genome assembly.